AACCAUGCAAACUACCAACAAUGAUCACUCCACAACAACAUUCAGUUCUUCCACACAUACUGGGGUAUCAUCCACUUUGCCUGGAAAGAUCACUGUGUUCAUGGAUACGUCUCCUGAAUAUAGGACAGACACAACACCAAUCAAUAUGAAAACAACCCAACUCUCUCUCACCGACAGUGCACCAUCAACAACAGAGCCACAGACUACAUUUAUGACAACAGUCAUGCCGACAGAAUCAACCGACUCAAGCACAUCACCAGAAAUGUCCAACACAAAGGAAACCAUGCAAACUACCAACAAUGACCACUCCACAGAAGCAUUCAGUUCAUCCACACAUACUGGGGUAUCAUCCACUUUGCCUGGAAAGACCACUGUGUUCAUGGAUACGUCUCCUGAAUAUAGGACAGACACAACACCAAUCAAUCUGAAAACAACCCAACUCUCUCUCACCGAUAGUGCACCAUCAACAACAGGUAUGUCUUUAACUUCAAAACCACACUUCACAUCUGAAUCAACAGUGACAUUUGGAGGAUCAACACCUAAUGAGUAUAGCACAAAGUCAUCAAGUUUGAAUACAAAGUCGAAUCAACCUAAACCAACAAGUCAAGAAUCAUCAACAAGUGAAAUGUCCUCCUCUUCAGAACCACAGACUACAUUUAUGACAACAGUCAUGCCGACAGAAUCAACCGACUCAAGCACAUCACCAGAAACGUCCAACACAAAGGAAACCAUGCAAACUACCAACAAUGACCACUCCACAGAAGCAUUCAGUUCUUCCACACAUACUUGGGUAUCAUCAACUUUGCCUCCAAAGUCUACUGGGUUCACAGAUAUGUCUUCUGAAUAUAAGACAGACACAACACCAACCAAUCUGGAAACAACCCAACCCUCUCUCACCAGCACUGAACCGUCAACAACAGGUAUUUCUUCACCUUCAAAACCACAGUUUACUUCUGAAACAACAGUAACAUUUGGAGGAACGACUCCUAAUGAGGACAGAACUGAAUCAUCAGCACCGCAGGCUACAUCUGUCACAAUCGUAAUGCCCACAGAAUCAGUUGAAUCAAACACAUCACCAGAAACAUUCACCACAAAAGGAACCAUGCAAACUACCAACAAUGACCACUCCACAGAAACAUUCAGUUCUUCCACACAUACUGAGGUAUUAUCAACUUUGCCUCCAAAGUCUACUGGGUUCACAGAUACGUCUUCUGAAUAUAAGACAGACACAACACCAACCAAUCUGGAAACAACCCAACCCUCUCUCACCAGCACUGAACCGUCAACAACAGGUAUGUCUUCACCUUCCAAACCACAGUUUACUUCUGAAACACUAAUGUUCAGACACAAACCUUUGCUCCAGCUGCAUCCACAGAUGCUGACCAAACACAUUCCACAGUAA
Molecule: messenger RNA, 1402 nt
Organism: Dunckerocampus dactyliophorus (ringed pipefish)
Lineage: Eukaryota; Metazoa; Chordata; Actinopteri; Syngnathiformes; Syngnathidae
Product: mucin-2-like
Exons: 3
Coding region: 5-1402 (465 amino acids)
Source: RefSeq, a predicted model, not a curated record